AUGAUUAGACGCGAUUUCAGUUGCGACAGAUCAUUUUACAAUAGUCGAACAAGACAAAUCCGAUUUGAUGAUAAAAUCAUUUAUUUCUUCAAUUAUGCGAAAGAAAAGAAAAUUAUGACAGUUAAAAAUUAUUUUCAACCAAAUCAUCCAAUGGUUUUAAAUUUUAUCAAUGAAAAGCUUUUGGGACGUGCAGUUUUCUAUAUUUUGCAUAUAAUUGCAUAUCUGGCAUUUUUGCUAUUGUUAUCAAGCUAUAUUUUUGACAAAAAUGCUCUUCAAGAUGCUUUAGCGACCGUCUUUCUAAUUAUUUUUGGAUUUUGCUUGAUUGUCAAAGGAGCAACAAAGUUACAAGCCGGUAAAGUUAGCAGCUGGUUUGUUGUUUCAUAUCUCUUCAAUAUUAUUACGUAUAUCGCAACCUUUUUGUUCAUAUGGACGCCGCAAUUAUUCGCUUAUAAUGAUUAUGAAUCUGAUCUUAAACAUUUCAUUACUUGGUUCCUUCCAAUAAUCGCCAUAAUUUCUGCUUGGAUCAAUUUCUUGUAUAUAUUACGAAAAUCGCCAUAUGGCAUAUAUAUUUUAAUGAUGACCAGAAUAUUCUAUUCUUUUUCACAGAUUGCAAUUAUUUGGAUUCCCACUUUGUUGGCAUUUGCCUUUGCCUUUCACUUGGUUAUGCGAAAUAGUGGUACGGAACCUUGGGAAGCAUCUGAUGUGUUUACUCCCAAUUCCACGGUGACCCGAAAACUUUUGGCAAUUCUUCAAGCAAUUACGAAAACGUCAGCAAUGAUGAUAGGAGAAGUAGACGCCGAUAAUGUACUUGAACGAAAGGAAUGGAUACCAAAUAUCCUUCUAUUAGCUUUCGAAAUUACUACCGUUAUUUUGUUAAUGAAUUUAAUGAUAUCAUUGGCAGUGGGCGACGUAAAUGAACUUCGCCAUUCAGCUCAAGAAAAAUUACUUCAAAUAAAGGUGAAUUUUACAAUUGAAGCCUUGCAACUAUCGGAAACUUGCGACUGUUUAAAAAAAUUAAAACUUCUUCAUCGAAUCUCAACGAACAAUAUUCUUGUGCUAGCUAAUGAUGGUCAAGUAUAUAGCAUGAUGAAGAAAGUGGAUUUUUGCGAAAAGAGUAAGUGGACUUUUGCAAGAGCCACUGGAUUUCACGUACAUCUCGAUGGUGCAACUAUUGAACUUAUUGAGAGUAUGGAAUCAGGCAUUGAAGAAUUCAGUGGGACUGUAGAUGGAUUAAAAAUAACUGAUGUUGAUGAUGAUUCAGAAUCAAACGCAAGAAAAUUGGCAAGAUGGUUAAUAGGACUCGAUUGGAGCAGCUUGUUGGAUUUAUAA
This is a messenger RNA of Dracunculus medinensis (Guinea worm), 1329 nucleotides long. The record is from the annotation of a GenBank genome assembly. NCBI's taxonomy places the organism in Eukaryota, Metazoa, Nematoda, Chromadorea, Rhabditida, Dracunculidae.